CUUAUCAGUUCAGUAAUUUGAAAAUAACAAGUACCAACUUGGAAAUUUUACAACUUUUUAUAAUUGAAAAAAAAUUAUUCCUCCCCCCCCCCCAAAAAAAUAUCAAAAAUAUUAUAAGUUUUAAAACUCAUUAAAUUGGGGGGAAAUGAUAUAAAAAAACACUGAGAAAAUUCAUCUUCAAAAAUCAGGCCAUCAAAUUGAAAUAAAAUUUCUUAUAUUGAUACGAGAAUUGAAAAAGAAAUAGAACCAAAAAAUCGAUAAAUGCUAUUAAAAUUGCUUGUGACUGUUGUGGCAUGAAAAAAUACUGAAAACAUGAAACAUUUAAUAAACAAAAAACAAAUCAAAUUCUUUAAAAAAUUUAAAUUGCGCAAGAUUGAAAAAAAAAUGCACAAAACGGAAGAAAAUGACUUCCAUUUAUGCAAAAAUUGUUGAAAAGAACCAAAAACUUGAUGAAAUGUCUUGAAAUAAAAAAAAAAUUAAAAUAUCCAAUAAUUUAAAACAAAAUGAGCGUUUGUGAAAAUAGCUAAAACGCAAGUGAAAAAAAUGAUUGAAAAAAAGGAAAAAACAUGUUCACAAAUAUUACGGAAAAUGACAUUAAAAUACAUACAAAAACUUGGUCAACAUUAAGAUGAAUAUUGUCAAAAAUCAUCAAAAAGGGAAUAACAUGCUGACAAAACUAUGCAAAAGAGGGAAAAAAGGCAAAAAUUUUGUAAGAAUUAUUCCAAAAUUGUGAAAAAUGAGACAAAUGUUUCGAAAAACGAUCAAAAUUCACAAAAAAAACCAACGUAUCAGUGAAAAUGUAAAUAGAACUUGUAAAUAAUUAACAAAAACACGAGAAAAUAAAUCAAUAAUCGGUAAAAUUUCACCACGGUAUUCAAAAAACGAAAAAACGAAAAAAAAAAUUAAAUAAGAAUGAUAAAAACUUGUGUUAAAAAUACUCGAGAAGUCAAUAAAUAAAAAAUUUCCAAAUGAAAUGUAAAAAUAUCGAUUGGCAUACGAAAUAAAAAUGAAAAAACUAUCGGAAUUUCAAAAAAAAAAAAAUAAAUCAAAACAAAAGUGAAAUUGCGUGUAAUAUGAAAAUUAUUUUAAAAAGAAAAACAAUAAAUUACUUUAUCAAAAAAAUGUUAAAAAUAAUUCUGAUGAAAAUUUUAAAAAAUGAGAUUAAAAUUUCAAAAAAAUUGAAGAAUUACUACAUCAACGUAUCAAAACACGAGAAAAAAAAUAAUUCUUCACAAAUUCACGCGAAAAAAAUAUUUACGAACGAUCAAUGAAAUCUCAUUAUAAAGUUGAUCUCAAGAAUUUUAUUCAAUACCUACCUAUGCAAAAAAAGUUGAUCAAAUUAUCAAUUAAACUAUUUUUUAAACGACAAAAAAGUACAAAUUGCAUUCAUUCACCUAGUACCUACUUCGGUAUCGAGAAAAAAAAACUAAAAAAUGGCAUAAUUCGCUAAAAACACGAGAAAAAUUAUCAAGCAGCAUGAAAAUUGUACAAAUUAAGGAGCACAUAAACACGAAAGUUAUUAAAACAUUCAGUUUAAAAAUUGAUGGACAACAGAAAACAUGCCUGCGAUAAUAUAAAAUUCAAUAUCGUUACUUGAAACAUGUUCUGAGCCAGUUCAUUAGAAAAAAUCAUUAUAAUCAUUCGUUGUUCAGCAUUCCCUUUCACUCCAUUGAUAGCCAGCACAAAAAAAGAAUGCAACUUUUUCUACAGCUACGUGAAUACGACGUAAUUGCGCCUGAUUUUACGUCAAUAAAAUUAAAGCUGGCUGUAUUUUUCAAUUGUAAAUAAUCCAAAGGAUUCAAAAUUUUCUAGUUUUGAAAUUUCGUUGCUCACUUUUUUAAAAAAAAUUUUUAUUGAUUUUUUUUGUUAAAUCUUCAAAUGAAAAUAAUUAAUGAAAUUAAUUUUUGUUUUUUACCAUUUUUACACUUCAAAAUACAGUAGGUAUUUUAUUUUCGAGAUGAGAUUUUUUAAUGGAGGACGAUUAUUUCGAUUUCUUGGAUUCAAAAAUAUAAAAAUGGUAUACGAUUCCAAUUUUCACACCUUGAGAAUACUGUUUCUACACGUUUCAAGUGUCUCUUGACGCUUCAGCUUUCGAGUUACAAUACGAAUUAAAAUAAUCUUAUUAGUUCAACCACGAUAUCAACAUACAAAAAAAUGAUGCAGCUGAUAAUUGUACAUAUUUCACGUUAUAAUAUUCAAAUAUCGAGUACUAAGAUAAGACAUUUACUACUGCAGAAUACCUCUAAAUGAUAUUCGAUUCCUGCAUGAUUCUCAAUUCAGAUCAAGUGAGCUUCAUAUUCGGUCUGUUUUAUUCGAAUGAUCAAGUGGAUUGACGCUGACGGUGACAAUGGAAAAAUAUAGGUUGCUGUUUUCGAAACGUUUCUUAGUCGCAAUCUUAUGCUUCAUUUCGGAAACCAAUAUGUUCUCGUGUAGAGCAAAUUUAAACAUAGCUAUCCUCGACAUGACCAGCAGCCACGAAGUCAUCAUAGGCAACAAGACAGUCACAAAUGCAAUUACAUAUCAUUUACCUCAUUAAAUUUGUAGAAAGGCUAAGUAAAGUCUCAGUAGAUUCAAAUGCUUUCUAAUUCAACAUAUUAUCAGUUCAGCUCCAACGAGAAAUAAUUUCUUACAGGGCCCGGAAUUCAAAUGGGACGCAAAAACCAAAGGUUUCCUGUUAGGUGUGCAUGCAUAUGGCUGUUUACUCUCUCCUUUAGGGGGAUAUCUCGCAAUGAAAUUCGGAGGUGCUACCCUGAUUACGUUAAGCACUCUGGUGGUAUCCAUUUUGACCAUAUUCACACCUUGGAUCAUUCGAUACAAUUUUUACCUUUACAUCGUGCUUCGAAUUAUAGAAGGAGUAACGCAAAUCUUCAGAUACGUAAGCUUUCCCGAAAUAUGGUCACGAUGGGCACCUAGCAGGGACAGAUCUAAAUUAAUGUCCAUAACAAUGUGUGGUUGGUUCGCUGGACCAGCACUGACCUAUCCAAUUUUCGGAUUUAUUACACAGAAGUACGGUUGGCCAGCGACUUUUUACUGCACAGGUAUUUUUUCUCUAAUAAAUACCGGAAUAUGGUUCCUUCUGGUGACCAAUAGUCCUACAUCAGAUAAAUGGAUAUCGAAAGAAGAACUCGAUUAUAUACAACAAGAUCCUCAACAACCCAAGCCCAAAAACUUGAAAACUGUGUCGAAGAAAGUGAUCAUGAGCAAACACUAUUACGCAUUAGGCAUCGCAAAAAUAGUUUAUCACUUCGGAAGUACGAUAACUGUGACUUGUCUACCAAUGUACAUAAAAGAUCUCACUGGCAGUAAGAUAGGCAAAGUCGGCGUCUUAUCAGCAAUACCAACUGUUGUAAAUCUCAUCAGCAUACCUAGUAUCGGAUUCAUAUUGGACCAUUUGAGUAAUACUGGUUGCUUAACAACCACUCAAGUGCAUAAGCUAUUCAUGUGUGGAGCUUUUUUGAUGGGAAGUGCGAUACUUCUGACAGCUGCUCAUCUAGCUCGUAAUUUCAUUUUAUUAAUGGCAUGUUUUACCUUAUUGAAAUUAGCCACAUCGAUAAACUGUGUGCUGUGCCAAUUGAAUGUCAUCGCCAUAGGACCAAAAUGCCCCAGUAUUUUGGCUGGUUUCUUGUCACCAUUUCACGUCAUUGGAGCAGCAAUUGGACCACUCAUUAUAGCUUUCAUGGUACCUGAUAACACAACCUCCGAAUGGAGCAAAUGUUUAACUGUAUUUGCGACGUUCUUUUUUGGCGCAGCAUUGGCUUUUUAUAUAUUUGGAUCUAGUGAGCCACAAAACUGGACUACCUCUGUUGAUGAACAAAAUAAAGAUGAUGUUAAACCGAAAGAUGGCCAAAGUACUCAAGGUCAAGACUCCAAUUACUGCCUAGUUCCUUCAAACAAAAUCUACACAUUGCGUACGCUACCUACAUCAGUAUAAAACAAACGAGACACGGGUGAAAAAAUAUUUUGUAUGGUGAUAUGUAAUUACAAUGAAGUAAAAUCUAGCUACACUUAUAUCUUUUCUAUACCUACGCGUUCGUCACGAAGUACACGAAAGUAUUUAUGUCGUAAA
Planococcus citri (citrus mealybug) is the source of this 4066-nucleotide messenger RNA. RefSeq names its product vesicular glutamate transporter 3-like. Gene Ontology annotation, biological process: transmembrane transport; monoatomic anion transport. Gene Ontology annotation, cellular component: membrane. The coding region runs from base 2729 to 3931 and encodes 400 amino acids. The record is from RefSeq and is a predicted model, not a curated record. NCBI's taxonomy places the organism in Eukaryota, Metazoa, Arthropoda, Insecta, Hemiptera, Pseudococcidae. Gene Ontology annotation, molecular function: transmembrane transporter activity. The transcript has 10 exons.